Messenger RNA from Macroventuria anomochaeta, 2701 nucleotides. RefSeq lists its product as uncharacterized. The record is from RefSeq and is a predicted model, not a curated record. NCBI's taxonomy places the organism in Eukaryota, Fungi, Ascomycota, Dothideomycetes, Pleosporales, Didymellaceae. The transcript has a single exon. Bases 260 to 2521 code for a protein of 753 amino acids.
UGAAGGAUAUCGAACCGAACGCAUCGCCCGCAGUACAAAUCGAAGAACCACUGCCCGCAAAGACGCCUGCAAAGACACCCGCAAAGAAGGGGAAAGGUAAAGGUGCAAAGAAAGGCGCCAAGGGCAAGAAGGCAAAGACUGAGGAAGAGGAGCUUGCGCAAGUUGUGGAAGACGCUGAGCGACAAGCCACAGUCAAUCCUGUGAACGAGAGCGCGGAUCAGAAUUUGGCUCUGGAGCACACAGAUGGUGAGUGACCGGGAUGCCACUGUCAUAUCGUAAGCAGGGGUCAGCCACUAAUAUGCAUCCAGAUAUCGCCCAGAUUCCCAAUAACGAUGAACAGUCAAAAGCCCCACAGACUCCAGCAGUCCGACUUACACGCCGCCAACUAGCGAAGCUCGAAGAGGAAGAGGCACUCAGCAAAUCUCAACGCGCACCGCCUCCUCAGCCAGAAGAGGUGGUUGAGGAUGCCGCAGGAGAACCUGUGAAGCGAGUCGAAGUGGCUGUCGAACAGAAGGGCGACGUUGUCACUGAGGGAAGCGAAACACUUGUCGUGCCCGAAGAACCCACGAAUCUCGAGCCUGAGCCAGCGCCAAAACCAGUGCGACUGACGCGACGUCAGCAAGCGAAGCUUGAAGAAGAACUGAAGCUGUCGCAAGCCGAGCAGCAAACACCACAACCCGAGCCCACCGAAGAAGAGGUUCUUGAAGAGAUCGUUGCAGAGGCUCAGGCCGAGGCAGUCCCUCAACAGGAAGAGGAGGUGUCCGAGAGUGCCAACAACGAUGUCAACGACGUCCAAGAUGAUAUCGCACUGGUGGCUGUUGCAGAAGAGCAGUCGAUCUCGCAAAAAGAAGUGACUGCAGAGCCGCAAGAGGACGAAGAAGAACACAAGACGGAAGUGCCUGAAGCCGUAGAAGUGGAGUAUAUUCCGAAAGAAACAGUAGAAGCAAGGCCAGCGAUACCUUCAGAAGCCGAGUUCGAAGCAGACCUCGAUAUACAACCCCAGGAUCCAGGUCGUGAUGAGGGCACGCCUUCCGUCGAGAUCACAUCAGAAGCCGAGCCCAAGAUGCUAUCCGCCGAGAAGCCGUUCGAAGCAUCCGUGUCCACACCAGUUAAGAACCAAGGAUCGACUCGACGUACAUCACGAAGCCCGUCAAAGUCUCCCAUGCGUAUUGAAGAGUCGAUCUCAGCCAUUGACAGACUUGAAGAAGACCUGGAGUCCAUUGGCAAAGCCAUACCAGAUUUCGAACAUUCCGACGACGAAAAGUCUCCACGGAAGUCCAUGGAGCCCACCGCGUCACCGAUUGCGCGGGGGAAGACACCGAGCAAGACAUCUGCGAGGACACCUGCUAAAGCUCCUGCCCGGACUCCAGCCAAGGUCGCGAGUAAGACUCCCAGCAAGACGCCUUUCAAAGCACCCGUUGCUACUAGAGCGCCAGUUGCUGCGAAGGCACCUCUUCCUAUCAGGAUCUCGAGAGUACCAAGUGCAGCCCCUAAGAGCGUGAAGCCCACUACAACAUCGCUUGCACGUGCUUCCAGCGUCCGCACCGCACCAAGCAAAGAUGUUAGGAAGCCCUCGACCGAGACAGCCGACUACCUGGCGUCUAAGCGCCGCCCAAUCAGUCUGUCCUUCCCGACGCCUCCUCCGCCGCCAAAAGGAAAAGCGCCAACGAAGCCCACAUUCCAGUUGUCCAGUGACAAUGUGGCAGCAAAACUCAAGGCGCAAAAGGAGGAGCGCCUGAAGCGGGAAGCAGAAGGCGCAGCUGCUCCGAAACAGCGACCGAUCAGUAUGCCACCGCCCCCCAAGUCGACAAAGCCACCUACGGUACCAAGCUUCCAACUCCCCGGCGAGGCGACAGCAGCGAGGUUAAAGGCCCAGAAAGAAGAACGACUCAAACGGAUGGAGGAAGCGGAAAGAACCGAGAAGCCUACAACACGGCCUAUCAGCAUGCCUCCGCCGCCCAAGUCAAAACAACUUACCAAACCCAGCUUCCAGCUGCCGGGCGAAGCGACUGCUGCACGCCUCAAGGCGCAAAAAGAGGAGCGGCUCAAGCGUAUGGAAGAAGCCGAAGCUGCAAAGAAAGCAGCCCUCGCUGCGCCCGUCCGGAAGCCCAUUGCUCGCCGACCUCGAGAAUCACUGCUGGUCAGAGACGCACCAGGAGUCAGCAUCCCGCCUCCCUCCAAGGUCGAAGCACCGCAGCGCUCGACAUCUCUCGUAAGCAAGCGCAGUAGCGUCAUCGAGCCCUCGGCUUCGCGCUCAACAUCCACCUCGUCCGCAAACCGGAACAGUAUCUUGCUUGCUGCAGGCUCUAAGUCCACCGUUACGCCCGUCGAUGCUGCAGCGCUGAAGGUCAAGGGCAAGCAGGUAUUCAACCGUGACAGAAUACAAAAAGAAGCGAUGGAGCGUGAGAGAAAGGAGAAGGAAGAAGCAGCUAAGAAGGCGAGAGCUGAAGCUGCAGAGAGGGGCAGGAUCGCGUCGAGGGAGUGGGCAGAAAGGCAAAGGAAGAAAAUGAUGGGUCAGUGAGCAGGCGCUGUUGGUCUGCGGCAGGCGUUUUGCUUUGAUAAGGUGUUUAGGGUUUGGGUAUAUCCGGGUCUUGGGUUGCCGUUACUUGUUCUGGAUACGUGGUCCUCUUCUGGGUACCUUUCGUCCAAAAGUCAAUGAGACUUGUAUACCUUUGUAUGAUCAGCUUUCUGCAGUUCUGAA